CGCGGUGGCAAUGGAAUUCAGCAACGACGUGCCGGCCGUCGUGGGAGCGGCCGUCGUCAGGUCCGACUGGCCCGCACGCCACCAACCACCACCUCCUCGAGGGCGCUGAGAGGCGGGCGAACAACCAUCCAUGACGCGCCCUCGCCAUGAUUGGUCUAUGUGCCUACGGUAACCCUGGGAGGUGUAGAGGUACUUUGUACCGAAGGUACAGUACCUCUUCAGUACGAAGUGGUGGACGUCGUACCUAGUACCAAGCUGUGUGUCACCAACCACCAAAUGCUUGGGUCGCUAAUCGAGCCGUGACGCGCUGGGAUGCUCACCGUCGGGUUGCAACACACGCAUGUAUGCUCGAGUGCCAGCACGCGCAUUUUGAUCUGAGCCUCCCGCCUGGCCGUGCACCGUCCGCUGUUCGCCUCUUGAUAUCUAGACAACGUCCUUCCUGUCUGCGUUGCCUCUGCCCCGCUUGCGUCAGCGGCGUCGGCUGCAUCGAGGCCUACGUGCCAGGCACCACGUUCCUGGCGCAUGCAGGCGACAUUUUGCCUCUCACCACCCAAUUGAUCCCUUGUGGCGGCGCACAGACUUGUCAUCAUCACCAUGGACGGGAAGCGCAAUAUUGUCAUCGUCGGCGGCGGCAUCAUUGGAAGCACCACGGCCUACUACCUCACCCGCCACCCAAAGUUCAACCCCGCGCUUCACACAAUCACUCUGCUCGAGGCUGCUCCCACCGUUGCCGCAGGUGCUUCGGGCAAGGCCGGCGGCCUCUUGGCCCUCUGGGCAUAUCCCUCAUGUCUCGUCCCCCUGUCAUACAAGCUGCACAACGAGCUGGCGGCCGAGCAUAACGGCGCGCAGAGAUGGGGCUACCGACAGCUCACCUGCGGUAGCUUCGAGGCUACCGUCUCAAGAAACAAACUCGAUGAGAUGAAGAGGUCCAGGGACGAGGGCAAGGCCUGGGAAAAGCUCCCGAAACAAGACGACGCUGCCAAGGAGAUGCUAGAACCCGGAGCUCUGCCGCAGGACCUCGACUGGGUCGACCGAGACUCCAUAUCUGGCUGGGCAGAGAUGGGUCGCCCAGGCACGACCGCCACCUCGCAGGUUCAUCCCCUACACUUUACCAGGGCUAUCGCCGAGCUCGCCCAAGAAGGAGGUGUCGAGGUGCGGACGCAUGCUCUGGUCACCAAGCUGGUCACGUCAAAAACUGCCGUCGAAAAGGUGGAAUACCUAGACAGAUCUACCAACGAGACCCAGGAAAUAAGCCAUGUCACCGAUGUCAUCGUCACUGCGGGCCCCUGGACAGGGCGGUUGCUGCCGCGAGCCAAGGUCGAAGGUCUCCGCGCUCAUAGUGUAGUGUAUGAGGCAGAGGUCAGCCCGUACGCCGUCUUCACCGACAUUCAGCUCCCCUCCGACUUUGUCCCUGAGCACCGCGCAAAGAUGGGCCAGCGUAGAAUGCACAAGGGCUCCGUCGACCCGGAGAUCUACGCACGUCCAUUUGGCGAAGUAUAUGCGUGUGGCGAACCUGACACGCUCAUUGCCUUGCCCGAAACGGCAGACCAAGUGCAGUUCGACGAAGCGCAAUGCGACGACAUCAUCUCGUACAUUGCCACCAUCAGUCCGGUGCUCGCCUCCGCGCCCAUCAGGGCAAAGCAGGCCUGCUACCUGCCGCGACACAUGCGGUUCGGGCAGGAGAGCGGUCCGCUCCUGGGAAGGACGACCGUUUCGGGAAUCUGGGUCGCGGCAGGACAUACGUGUUGGGGUAUCCAGAAUGGUCCCGCGACGGGCAAGCUCAUGUCCGAGUACAUUUUCGACGGCGAGGCCACCAGUGCGGAUGUCGAGAAGCUUGACCCCCGUAAGUUUAAGGUAUAACUCGUCUAUAGGUUUCUCAAGCUUUAGAACGACGUACAGCUAUCAGGGAGCACCUCGAGGCGAAUAUAGAAUAUACGAUGACCAGACCCUGGGUCAUCCUCUUCAUCGACCAGCGCAUCAUUCCGUCAGACAAGUCGACUCGGUGCGAAGCUCAGGGUCGCUAUGCUCCACUGAAUAACCAGAAGUCGCUCGGCGCGCGUGUUCCCAACUCUGUCUCCGUUUCGGGCGUCGCCCACCGCCA
Purpureocillium takamizusanense is the source of this 2101-nucleotide messenger RNA. RefSeq lists its product as uncharacterized. Gene Ontology annotation, biological process: retrograde transport, endosome to Golgi. The coding region runs from base 595 to 1860 and encodes 421 amino acids. Gene Ontology annotation, cellular component: cytoplasm; late endosome. Gene Ontology annotation, molecular function: oxidoreductase activity. Lineage: Eukaryota; Fungi; Ascomycota; Sordariomycetes; Hypocreales; Ophiocordycipitaceae. The record is from RefSeq and is a predicted model, not a curated record. The transcript has 3 exons.